AUGGCUAAUGCUAGUGCAUUAUCAUCAGUUACAUUGGCCCCUGAUGUUCAUGCUCGAAAGGAUGAGCUUCUUGUAUCCAGUGACCGUAACUUUGCUGUUCACGGUGAGAUUAUGAUGCUGGUUCUAUUCUUGCUUUUCGCUUUAUUUCUUCUGUUUAUUCUCUACUUUAUGUGCCUAAAGCGGUUAAAGGAUGCCUCAAAACUCAGCCAAUCGGAGCUGGUUUCGCCAAGGAAUUUUACAAUUUCUAAUUUCAAAGGUCAGAUCAGAGAUGGGUAUUUGAUGCAUCAUUCUGUGGAGUCUAAGACAACCCAGCAACCUGUAUAG
Dovyalis caffra is the source of this 324-nucleotide messenger RNA. The record is from the annotation of a GenBank genome assembly. Lineage: Eukaryota; Viridiplantae; Streptophyta; Magnoliopsida; Malpighiales; Salicaceae.